Messenger RNA from Strongylus vulgaris, 167 nucleotides. The record is from the annotation of a GenBank genome assembly. NCBI's taxonomy places the organism in Eukaryota, Metazoa, Nematoda, Chromadorea, Rhabditida, Strongylidae.
AUGGGCCGUGAAGAGACUCGCAUCUACGUCGGAAACCUUCCGGCUGAUUGUCGUGAAAAGGACAUUGAGGAUGUCUUCGCCAAAUAUGGCAAAAUUCGUUUUGUUGAUAUUAAAGGAGGACGUGGACCACUGUAUGCUUUCGUAGAAUUCGAGGAUUCUCGGUGAGU